UUACAACUGAGACUGUCGUCAUAAAAUCUAUCGGUGCUUGGAUUUCAUUUUAAUUCAUUUUAAGUCCUGGUAUUAAAAUGUCUGAAGCCAUUUAUCAAUCUGGCCAUGUCAAUAAUGGUCAAUAACAACUGAGCUAAACAAACAGCCUUUUCCUGCGACUUUACAGGGACUGUUUAACGUUACAUCAGGAUGGUGACCGUAGUGGAGCUGCUGAGUCUCCUGCUGGUGUCAGUGCUGUGGGGUUGCACUAACCCUUUCCUGAAGAGAGGCACAACGGGGAUAGAAAAUGUGACAAAGACCAACAGAGUCUCACAGCUACUGGCUGAGGUCAAGUUUCUUUUCCUAAACCUCAAGUACCUGGUGCCAUUUCUCCUGAACCAGAGUGGCUCUUUGGUGUACUAUUAUACGCUUUCCACCACAGAGUUAUCGCUUGCUGUUCCUGUGGCCAACUCUCUCACCUUCCUUUGCACCCUUCUCACUGGCAAGUUACUAGGUGAAGAGUUUGGAGGCAAACAAGCUGUCGCGGGAAUGUUCCUUACCAUGGCUGGCAUCACUCUGUGUGUUAUAAGCUCCAUGGGUGACAAAGACACUGUGUAAUGAAGACCAGGGGUUUCUUUACUUUUAAAAGGUUUGUUGGGUAUCUGUGUGGGGUUAAUUGACACAAAACAGCUGGUCAUACACACACUGUUUUUUAUUAUUAUUACAACUGAUUAUGUUGUUGAUUUAUUGAUGGGAAUUUGUAUUCUUUGUCUUCUAUUUUUGUAAGGGGUUGGGUUUUAUGUAAAUAUUUAUUAUUUUUUAUAUGGUUGUGGUGUAUGUAAGGCAGACAGUGCUCACUGUCAAGUCGUUGUUGUUUAGUGUUGGUGUCUCAUGGUGUCUGUCCAGUAAAUGCCGCACUUGUGCUUUGCAUUUUACUUCUGUCUUAAGUUUCUCUGGGAAAACGUAAUGCCACUGCCGGACUUUCGGGCACACUAAUACGUUGAAUAUGACAGUCGGAACACUAAUAGAGAUCAGAAUUAAAACUAACUCUGCUGUACCUGCCAAGUGAUUCCUUAGCAGGGCAGGAAAGUAGGCCAAAGCAGAGAUAGAACAGGACCAGAGGGGGCAAUUUAGAUUCAGACAGCGACUCCUUAGAGCAACAGUUCUGGUGCGAGAAUAGUGCCUAAAUGAAGUCGACGUGAGCUUCAAAAGACCUGUCCAGAAACUCUUAGACGAUGUUGAAGGGGGAAGUGAGUUCAUGCAGGGUUCACCUCAAGGCUAGACUAGAUUUAUGGUGCAGGCAUAGAAGUUGGUGGUUGUUAACUUUUAAGCUCUUCUGCCCAGCUAUGUGACAGCAUCUGCAUAAAUGCUAUAGAGACCACAUACAAAUAAGGCUGGGGUUUGAAAUGGACCAAUUAGAUCCGACCUGAUUUAACAGGGACAUUUUACGGCAGCUGCCUUCUGUCUGUUGUGGUGUGUGUGUGUUUGGGGAAGCGCAGGAUGCAGGAGGGGACAAAUUGCUGUUUAGCUUCAGCAUAAAGAUGUUUUUCAUUUACUUAGUUUCUUCUUCUUCUCCUGCUGCCUUGUUUACAUGAUGUAUUACUAAUGUAGAUAUACCACUGUUUCUGAAGUUCUUUGUUGUUAACAGUGAGCGACCUUGUUGCAUGCUCUGAAAACAUGUCUGAACAAGUGAAUAAGAACAGUAAUAUACAUAGUAAUAUAUAUGUUUAUUGUCACAGUAUAUAAUUGGCACAAAACACUGUACGGAUGACUCUGUUGUUGUUGCAUCUAUUCAGCUUGUGAUGUGGCCAAUAUUUUAUUAAAUAAAUUGUUAACACAA
Messenger RNA from Micropterus salmoides (largemouth bass), 1819 nucleotides. RefSeq names its product transmembrane protein 234 (gene tmem234). The transcript has 5 exons. Bases 190 to 597 code for a protein of 135 amino acids. NCBI's taxonomy places the organism in Eukaryota, Metazoa, Chordata, Actinopteri, Centrarchiformes, Centrarchidae. The record is from RefSeq and is a predicted model, not a curated record.